Messenger RNA from Pelagomonas calceolata, 974 nucleotides. The record is from the annotation of a GenBank genome assembly. NCBI's taxonomy places the organism in Eukaryota, Pelagophyceae, Pelagomonadales, Pelagomonadaceae.
UUCCAUGAUUUAAUUGUUACGCGGAGGCCUUCUCCGGCGCGAGCACGGCCAGCAGCGACGCGCGGUCGUCCUUCGUCUUGACGCGGACGAGGAACGUGUCCGCGCUCUUCUCGGAGGUGGCCGCCAUGAAGCGCACGGCCUUGUCGCCGUGCGCGUCGACGGCCGACGGCGCCGCGUUCAAGACCAGCGUGUGCGUGAGGUCCCUCCUUGCCACGACGCGCAGCGCGCCCUUCUUGUCUCUCAAUACUUUAAGGACGCACACUCCCCGUUCCUUCCACGUCGCGCUGCCUUCUUUCGGCUUCUCGAGGACAAAGGCCUUGCAGCGGCACUUGUGGAGCUCCGUGUCCCCCUCCUCGCCGUUCGACGCGUCUAUUUUCUCGGGUGCUGCAGGCGCCGGUGCCUCCGCUGUCGAACCGAAGCCGCCCGCCUCGAAAGCGGGCUUGUCGUCCGCCUUCGAGGCUCCGAAGCCGAAGCCGCCCUUCUCCUCAGUCUUGCCGUCGCUCGCCGCCGCAGCGAAGCCAGUUUUCUCCUCGCUGGCGGCGGCGCCGAACCCACCGAAGCCGCCACCGCUAAAACCGCCGAAGCCGCCGCCCGAGGAACUGCCGAAGCCGCCGCUCGACGACCCGCCGAAGGAGCCGAAGCCACCGCUCGUGUGGGCCGCGAAGCCGCUCGCAGGUGCCGGCGCCGGCGCGGCGUCGUCGCUCGCCUCCGGAUCCGUCACCGGUGCGGCAUCGGUGCGCGCGCGCUUCUUGGCGGGUUGCUCCUCUUCAUCGUCAGGUUUUGAGGGCUGCUCCUCCUUCUCCGCGAGCGACGACAUCGCGCCCAAUCAACCUGGUUGGCUUGUAGAUAUGUUUUUGCCGGUGCGCUUGCGAAUUUUAGCGUGUGGCAGCCAAGCUAAGGGUUUGGGAAGUAUGCCUGGCAGCCUGCGUGCUUCAAAGAGCGGCACAGCUGUCAAAUCAAGCUUGCGCGGCGGC